Molecule: messenger RNA, 1575 nt
Organism: Caenorhabditis bovis
Lineage: Eukaryota; Metazoa; Nematoda; Chromadorea; Rhabditida; Rhabditidae
Source: the annotation of a GenBank genome assembly
AUGCUGGAGAAGGUUCAGAAGGAGCUGGACGAGGUGAUCUCAAGUGAUCGGCUGGUAACCUUGUCCGAUAAGAACGAUCUACCUUAUAUGAACGCCUUUAUCAAUGAAACCCAAAGAUGCGCGAACAUCGUCUACCAUCUGUAUUGGAAGCGACGCAAUUUGCCGCCAGGACCCAUUCCACUACCAUUUUUGGGCAAUAUUCUUGCGCUUCGAAAUCCGGCGCCAGGCUUUCGAUCGUUCGUGAAAUGGCGAAAAACCUAUGGCGACAUUUACACCUUCUGGCUCGGCACUCGUCCCUACAUUCUCGUUUCGAGCUAUGAGGCGCUCAAAGAGACGUUCAUCCGAGACGGCGAAACGUACGUCGACAAAAAGCCGAUGCCAUUUCAAGAAUCGUUUCGAGGUGGCUGCUAUGGUGUCGUCGAGACGAAUGGGAUGUUCUGGCGCGAGCAUCGACGAUUCGCGCUUCAUCAAUUCCGCGAUUUCGGCUAUGGCAAAGAGCGAAUGCAGCAGAGGAUUCUCAUCGAAGUUGAGGAUAUUUUCAAUUCUUGCGACAAUUCUCAAGGCGAGGAUAUCAAUAUUGUGGAAAAAAUGGAUCGCGCCGUCGGCAAUGUGAUCAAUCAGAUGCUGUUCGGCUAUCGAUUCGACGCGAGUCGGCACGAGGAGUUCAAGACGAUUCGCGGAUUCUUCGACUUCCAGAAGGGCGAGUUCAACACGUUCAAAAUGCGAAUGCAAUUCUUGUUGCCGUGGACGGGCCGCUUCAUGACGGGACCGACGAUACUCGAGCGAUUCGAGAAGUAUCGCGUCGGCUUCUCGGAGUUCUUCGGACGCCAAAUCGAGCAGCACAAAAAUGAGAUCGAUUUCGAGCUCGAUGAGACCACCGAUUAUGUUGAGGCCUAUUUGAAGGAGCAACGCAAACGCGAGAAGGACGGCGAUUUUGAGACGUACAGCAACACCCAACUAUUCAACAUGUGCCUUGAUCUAUGGUUCGCCGGCCUCACCACAAUGUCGAAUACUCUUCAAUGGUGCUUCGCCUAUGUCCUCAACUAUCCGCAAUUCGUUGCCAAGGUCCAUGAGGAGAUGGAUCGCGUGAUCCAAGGGGAUCGUCUGAUCACAAUGGACGAUAAGAAUAACCUUCCCUACAUGAACGCGUUCAUCAAUGAAUGCCAACGAUGCGCCAACGUGGUCCCACUCAAUCUUCUUCACAUGACCACCAAGGAUACCGUAAUCAAUGGCUACAGUAUUCCGAAGGGCACGGGAGUCGUCGCGCAAAUCAGUACGGCAAUGCUUGAUGAGCGCGUGUUCAAGAAUCCCGACGCGUUCAAUCCGGAUCGAUUCAUCGCGAACGGCAAACUGAGGAAAAUCGACGAGCUCGUGCCAUUCUCGGUCGGCAAACGACAAUGCCUCGGCGAGGGAAUGGCUCGAAUGGAGUUGUUCCUGUUCGUGGCCAACUUCCUGAAUCGCUAUCACAUACGGCCCACCAAAGAGGGCGUGCCUUGCGUGGAUCACGAUCAACUUGGAUCUAUGCACACCAAACCGUAUAAGAUCGUUGUGGAGAGACGCCGACGCGACGACUAA